Messenger RNA from Pestalotiopsis fici W106-1, 4731 nucleotides. RefSeq lists its product as uncharacterized. Bases 1 to 4731 code for a protein of 1576 amino acids. Gene Ontology annotation, molecular function: phosphatidylcholine lysophospholipase A1 activity. The record is from RefSeq and is a predicted model, not a curated record. NCBI's taxonomy places the organism in Eukaryota, Fungi, Ascomycota, Sordariomycetes, Amphisphaeriales, Sporocadaceae. The transcript has 7 exons.
AUGCGCGUUGGUCAUUUCCAUCGGGCACUCGGCUUUGUACUAGCUGCAGUUGUUCUGCCAACGACUGCUCGACCCUCACAACCACCAGCAACUAUUCCUUCUCAUAGUGAUUCAUUCCCUCCACCUGAAGAUGUUUUCAAUGUCUCAUCUAUGUUGGAAAGCCCUCUUGAGUUGUCUAGACGUCAAGAUGGAAUGGUUGACCUCCGGAUUCUGAACCUUGGUGCAUCGAUUGUGUAUGGUGUCGGGUCUUCUACUGGUAACGGUUAUCGCUCUUUUUUGAGGGACCAAUUGCGAAGCACUGGCUGGAAUGUUAAUAUGGUGGGAAGUAAGCGUAACGGCGAUAUGAAAGAUAAUGAUGUGGAAGCAAACCCAGGUGACACUGUGGACCAGGUUGCUACGGCAUCGAGAAAUUCGAUGGCCUACCAGCCCAAUGUCGUAUUGAUUCAAGCUGGUAGCAAUGACUGCGCCCAGAACAUUGACACUGGUAAUGCCGGCGUCCGUAUGCGCAAGCUGAUUGAGCAAAUCUUCGCUACCCCGGGGCUGGAAAAAACUACCAUCAUCCUUGGUACGCUCAUUCCCAACUUUGACAACAACAUUCGUUAUUGCGAGGACGACAGCAAUGCUCCCGGCGGAGGUGUCAAUGCACAAUACCGCGCACUUGCUAGCGCUCUUCGCGUGGAGGGAAAGAAAGUCGUCCUUGCUGAAAUGAAUCCUGUCGCACCUCAUCCGGGAAAUGGGUGGAUCACGCGAGACGACAUGUCUGAUAACACACACCCUAAUGACGCCGGAUUCAAAAAGAUGGCCUAUGUCUACUGGAGCGCUAUUGAAGUCGCGAAGAAUGAGGGAAAACUUGAAGCCCCUAAUGACGUUGAUUUUAGCGUCGCCAAACCAGGCUGCGAAAAGAAGGCCGGCGACGGAGUCUACGCGGGCGGCCUGACGCAGCAGGGCAGCGGCGUCGACGAUGGAAUCUAUUAUCACGAGAGUGUGCCAAAAGACAUAGUCUUGACCAUUUCAUCCGGAUGGGAUCGCAACCAAUGGCGAUUCGCCCGUCUUUUCAGCAGAGCCAAGGACGAUCUCGUUGGCUGGUUUGAACAGUCGCCUAGUGUUGCCGCAUACGGCGUUUGGAAAAACAACGGAGACUACAACACUGCUCGUUUCGACAAGAUUGCGGACAUGACUGUUGAUGACAACUGUAUUCCUCGCGGUGUACGUUUCAUCGAUAUCAAUGGCGAUGGUCUGGAUGAUUUCGUUUGUAUUGCACCGAAUGGUGAUGCCUUCGCGUCAAUCAAUGAGGGUAAUGGUAACGCCAACACACCUCCGACGUUCCACAGCAUCGGUCUUUGGAAAGAAAAUGUCGGCUGGACACAGGAGCACAUCGUUCUUGCAGAUAUCGACGGCGACGGACGAGCCGACUAUUGCUACUGGGACGAUGGUGGCAACAUCUGGUGCUGGCGUAACGGAUGGAUCGACGACGUACCCAAGUACUGGCAGAAUCUCGGAAUGCGGUUUCCUGCCAAGGGCAUGGGCGAUGCACACGGUGUCCGUUUUGAAGACAUAAACGGCGAUGGUCGAGAUGAUUGGUUGUGGGUCCGCGACGAUGGCCAGACCACAACUUGGACCAAUGCGCGCAGUUGUGCCUCUGGCCGUGAAGGUGACGGGCUCAAUGUCGCCUGGAGGCAGGGUUUCUACCGGGGCGCAUCCGAAGGCCCGACUCAUAACGGCAUGGGCAGCUUUGCAAGCACAGGCCUUCGUGACAGGAUUCACUUCGCUAGAAUCUUCGGCGAGCCCCAGGACUUCGGUCUUCUCGGCAAGCUAGACUACGUUUUCAUGGAACACGUCGCGGACGGUGAUCGCCACAAGUUCAACGUCCGGGUCUGGAAGAAUGUAGGCGGAGGCGGCACCAAACUCAAGGCCGAUGGCGUCAAGUACUGCAACAUGAUGGGCCACCCCAACGGCAAUGAAGAUUACGUCUGGACAUGGUCAAAGGGACAAAUGCUCAUGUAUCCCAGUCGCGGUGUCGGACGUAUCUCGCCCGGUGAAUCCUGGUGGGGUCCGGUUGUUGACCCGAUAUGGACGCCGCCCUUUGAUAUCGACCGUCGCGACCUGCAUCUUACCGACUGGGAUGGCGACGGGGCCUGCGACAUCGUCUGGGCCGAUUCUAACAACGGUAAUCGUGUGCAGGUCUGGCGCAACAAGUAUCCGGACACCGGGCGAUGGGAAUGGGAUCAUUACGCCAACCCAGCGCCCGAGUUGACAUGUGGGCAGAAACGAGGACUCGGUAUUCAUGACGUGCCCAUCCGCUUUGCAGACGUGACAGGAAACGGCCGUGGAGACUACCUCUGCAUGGAGCCGGAUGGGCGGAGCUCAGGCUGGGUUCACAAUGAUGCUGGAGCCUGGGAGCGCAUCAACCAGUUCAAAUUCACCGAGGGAAAAGACCGCGCCAACCUUCGCUUCGCAGAUGCCAACGGUGACGGCAGAGCAGACAUGAUUUGGGUCGACAAGUUCAAUGGUGAAGGAUGGGUAUGGUACAACGAAGGACGCAUCCCAGCUGGUGGCUCCGACUUCACCUGGCGCAAACCCAGCGAGGCCGCGUAUUCUGGCUACAAAGCUGGCACCUGUACCUAUUAUGUCGACAUGGACGGAGAUGGCAGAGCGGACCAACAUUCCAUCCUGGGCACAUUUACCAACCAAGCUGAGACUUCACUCAACCUUUGUGGUGGAGGAGGUGACAGCUCAGACGACUCCGCGGCGCAGAGCCCAAGCCUUCCUUACAUGCCAGGCACCACCCCCGGUGAAAGCGGCGGCGACAGUGGUAAUAGUGACGAAUGCGCUGCUGGCACAGGUCCCGGCGACUUUGAGGAACUCUGCGGCUUUAGCUGCAAGUUUGGCUAUUGUCCGCCGCCCUGCACCUGCACUAGAUACGGAACUCCAGAAGCUAUGCCGGAAGCAUCGGACACCAUUGGGUAUCCGGCCAACGACCACGAUCUGAGCUAUGCAGAUCUAUGUGGUUUCUCCUGCAGCCGUGGCCUGUGUCCUGACUACGUCUGCCAAUCCUUCUUCCCAGGUGGCGGUUUCAUUGAGCUACCCAAUUGUGAUAAGCGCAAGUGGCAGUGCCACUCGGUCGACUCAUGCGGCGUGUCUGAUGAUAUAUUCAGAGAGCCCAAAGAGAGGUGGGACUAUGUUGACGCUGGCUUGGUCCUCUCAGACAUUCAAAGCGAUUGGAAAGCUGGCGUUGGCUUGCCGAAUAGCCAAAACGACUAUAUCUUUUCAGAGUACGCUUCUGUCAGGUACGGUGGCCAGGACGAUAUCACGCAGAGAUGGCUGGGACCCCAUCCAUUCCAAUGCCAGUCCCUCUCUGAAGGAUCCUGCACAACCGCACAGAUAUACUGUGGAUUGACGGACUAUGUUGCGCUAGACCUCAUGCUGAUAUCAUUUUCUCACGUCAAUCAAGCUUUCAAAGCACUGUACGACACUUUCAAUGAUGUCAACAUCAAAGGUAUUGUCAACAAGCUCUCUGAAGACUUUGGCCCCGACGACGACGAGGGGGACCUUGCGACCAUAAAGACAGCGCUUGAGUGGUUCGACAUAAUCCUCGGCUUUGCUGGCAUGAAAACCUGGAAAGAUAGUAUACAGAGAAUAGUCGACCUUGGCGGGGAUAUUAGCGAGAAUGCGAAUUUCUUCGUCGGCCUGUAUGAGACCAUUGCCGGCGAAGCGGCAGAAGGAAAGGAAAAGGAGAUGGAAGGCGAGAAAAACCUUGAUAAUGCCGUCAACUUGUUCAUUGAGACAGGCAAAGGGGUCGCUGAUGCUGCUCUCGUGCACCUUUUUGACGGGUCUGAUGACGGUACAGAACAGCUUAAUGCUCUGAUCAAAGAUGGAGCGUUCCUCCUGCCAUACCGGUCCUCGCCCUCGGCAUUCAACAUCACAAAGAACCUCGAGGCAGCCAUGAGACACCGACUCAUCCCUGCGGCUUGGGCGUCUAACUCUGAUCUUACACCCGUGGUCAUUGCCUGGGAGGAUACAGGUGAAACCGGAAGAUCGGAAUCACCGAUUCACCUGUGGCCUUGGGGUCCGCUGACGGGCGAAGAAGAAAACACAGCCUGGGGAUGGAUCAGCGAUGAAACGGCACGCGCUACACUUAUCGACCACGACGGAUGGCUGUUGUGGCUCGUGGUCUACUUUAACAUCCCCAAGAAGUCGGAAGAAGAUCCUAGGUGGACGUUCCGUGAGCCCAAGGGCUUUGACAAGCUCGGUCCCGAUAACACCGACUAUAAUGGUGCCGUCUGGCAAGACAUUGCCGUCUCGGCGUUUGAGGGCUGGCGCGCAGCGGACAGGGCGCAGGACUACAGUGUAGUGAAGAAGGCAGGCCCCAGCGGUUUCUUCUACGAGGAAGACGUCAAAACACCCGGUUUCAUCAGCGGCAUACCUGUAUGCGGUCUGGAUGUGAUCCAUCACGCCCAUCAGUACGAGGAGCUGGAUAACCGCUGUUCGACUUGGCCUUGCUGCUGUUAUGAGGCAUGGGAUAAACCAUUGGUCUCGUGUUCGCAAGUUCCAGACGGCUUUUCCCCUUACGGUGGAACCGUGACAGAGGCACAGAUGGAGUCGUCUUCAGAGACCACUAACUCGUUUGCGAUGUCGGAGUCCGAUUACGAAGCUUCAUUCCUCAUCGCCAAGGCUCAUCAACAGGAGUUACAUGGCUAUGAUACGACAUGGGAUGGCACUUGGUCCUCAUGA